UUUACGCUUACAAAACCAGAGGCUAUCUUACUUCAACACAUUCAAAAGUGCGUGCGAAAGGAGCGCGAAUUUAAAAUAUAUCUGGCGCUUCUGGUACUGUUUUUGCGAACGUUUAUGAGAAGUGGGAAUUAAGUACCGGUUUAAUUUGAUUUUUUGUGCAAAAAGAAGUUCAUAAAUAGAUUUAAAAUGCAAACAUAAAAUUAGAUUUCGAGUUUUUUCUGGAAUAUUUUAAAGCAUUGCUGUUCAAGUCGAUUCUAUUACGCUAAAUAACAAACAUCUUAUUGCAUAAAAACAAUAAAAUAAAUCCAAGAAGAUUCAAAAGUUUAAGUUUGUGUAAAUUCUACGAGUAAUUAUGACCGACGAUAUAUAUUAUUCCGCAAAAUACUACGAUGAAAAAUUCGAGUACAGACAUGUAUUUUUGCCCAAAGCACUUGUAAAGUUGGUACCAAAAACACAUCUGAUGUCAGAGGCAGAAUGGCGCUCAAUUGGUGUCCAACAAUCACGAGGUUGGGUUCAUUAUAUGGUACACAAGCCAGAGCCGCAUGUGUUGCUGUUUCGACGUCCAAAACAACAAUAAUUUCCCUUCAUCCCUUCGAACGAAAUGCAGAAUCCGUUAUUUGCGUCAAUAAACCUGUAAGCUAACAUCAUCUCUGCAGAGGCGAUCGGAAAUGAUUAACCAGAGCUAAACCUGGUUUAGUGUAAACAUCGCGUUAAUGCGUUAAUGGAAAUACAUUGCCAAGUGGGUUGACGUCAGUACUGGGUUCUGCAGCCAUAUUUACACACUUAUACCAUUAUUGUCUUUGCAAGCCAUAGCAUUUUUGGUUUUUUUUUUUUGUUUUUUGAUAUAUUGAUAUAUUUUGCAAGGAGUGUACAUUGAACUAAUUUUGAAUAUAUUUAAAAGCUUUUGUAAAGCGCUUUCCCAAUGUAUUAAGAAAAUUGAUUUAUUCAAAAAAGAAAGGUUUUGUGAAUGAAUACUUCAGUUCUUCUAUUUAUAUAAGUUUGCUUAAAUUUGUGAUUUAAAAAACGAAAUAAAGUUAUCGUUGAGUUGUAAAAAGAA
Teleopsis dalmanni is the source of this 1057-nucleotide messenger RNA. RefSeq names its product cyclin-dependent kinases regulatory subunit-like. NCBI's taxonomy places the organism in Eukaryota, Metazoa, Arthropoda, Insecta, Diptera, Diopsidae. Gene Ontology annotation, molecular function: ubiquitin binding; protein kinase binding; cyclin-dependent protein serine/threonine kinase activator activity. The coding region runs from base 353 to 577 and encodes 74 amino acids. Gene Ontology annotation, biological process: regulation of mitotic cell cycle. The transcript has 2 exons. Gene Ontology annotation, cellular component: cyclin-dependent protein kinase holoenzyme complex; SCF ubiquitin ligase complex. The record is from RefSeq and is a predicted model, not a curated record.